AUGAUGCUAGGUCGAGAAGGCGGGAUCGGUGUAGGAGGGAUCCAUCAACCGUUGGAAACAAAAAGAAGUCAAGGCGAAGAGAUGGCAUAUUUGGAUGUCAGACUGGGGCUCAAUUUGACGAACUGGUUGCCACCGGCCGCCUUGACAAGCACUUAUGGACACAAGAACGCAGGCUGUAUGCAAAAAGCAUCAGAAAAGCAGUAUCCAUACAAGCUCCUAAGCCUUUAA
Chondrus crispus (carragheen) is the source of this 228-nucleotide messenger RNA. RefSeq lists its product as hypothetical. Lineage: Eukaryota; Rhodophyta; Florideophyceae; Gigartinales; Gigartinaceae. Bases 1 to 228 code for a protein of 75 amino acids. The transcript has a single exon. The record is from RefSeq and is a predicted model, not a curated record.